AUGUCUGUCGCUUUACCAAACGAUUACAACAAGGUUUUGUACCAACCUUUGGCUGAAGCCGAUCCAGAAGUACAACAAAUCAUCGAAAAUGAAACAUGGCGUCAAUUCUCAGGUUUGGAAUUGAUCGCUUCCGAAAAUUUGACUUCUUUGGCCACCAUGGAAGCAAACGGUUCCAUCUUGACAAACAAAUACUCUGAAGGUUUGCCAGGUGCUCGUUACUACGGUGGUAACGAAUACAUCGAUCAAUUGGAACGCCUUUGUCAAGAGCGUGCCUUGAAGGCUUUCGAUUUGGACCCUAAAAUCUGGGGUGUCAACGUUCAACCUUACUCUGGUUCAACUGCCAACUUUGCUACAUUCACAGCUAUCUUGAACCCUCAAGACCGUAUCAUGGGUCUCGGUCUCCCAUCCGGUGGUCACUUGACACACGGUUUCUACACUGCCAAGAAAAAGAUCAGUGCUUCAUCCAUUUACUUCCAAUCUUUCCCUUACCAAGUCGAUUUGAAGACUGGUAUCAUUGACUACGAAGGUUUGCACAAGAAUGCUGAUCUUUUCAAGCCUCGUCUUUUGAUCACUGGUGGAUCUGCUUACCCUCGUGAUUGGGAUUACGCUCGUUUGGCUGAAACCGCCAAGAGUCAAGGUGCUUACUUGAUGAGCGAUAUCGCACACAUUUCCGGUUUGGUUGCCGCAAAGGUUCAAAGCAACCCCUUCGAGUACUGUGACAUUGUCACCACAACCACUCACAAGACCUUGCGUGGUCCUCGUGCCGGUUUGAUCUUCUACCGCAAGGACAAAGAUGCCGAGAUGGAAGGCAAGAUCAACGCUGCCGUCUUCCCUGCUUGCCAAGGUGGUCCACACAACAACACCAUCGCAGGUAUUGCAGUUGCAUUGAAGCAAGCUGCCGACCCAGCAUUCAAGGAAUACGCCACACAAAUCAUCAACAACAGUCGUGCAAUGGCUGAAAAGCUACACGAAAAAGGAUACAAAUUGCAAACAGACGGUUCAGACAACCAUUUGAUCUUGUGGGAUUUACGUCCUUUGGCUUUGACCGGAAGCAAGAUUGAAAAGAUUUGUGAUUUGGCACACAUUACCUUGAACAAGAAUGCCGUUCCAGGAGAUCUUUCUGCCAUGACACCCGGUGGUGUUCGUUUGGGUAUGGGUGCAUUGACAUCCCGUGGAAUGAAGGAAAGCGAUAUGCACAAGGUUGCCGAAUUCUUGAUCCGUGUUAUUGAUAUCUCACUUGAAAUCCAAAGCAAGGUUGGUAAGAAAUUGGUCGACUUCUUGAAAGCAGCCGAAUCACACGAAGGCAUCAAACAAUUACACGCAGACGUUGAAAAGUUCGCAACAAGCUUCCCUCUGCCUGGUGUCCGGGACACUUCUUCCAUCAAGAAACCUUCUGCUUAA
This is a messenger RNA of Meira miltonrushii, 1401 nucleotides long. RefSeq names its product glycine hydroxymethyltransferase. Gene Ontology annotation, cellular component: cytoplasm. Bases 1 to 1401 code for a protein of 466 amino acids. Gene Ontology annotation, molecular function: glycine hydroxymethyltransferase activity; pyridoxal phosphate binding; serine binding. The record is from RefSeq and is a predicted model, not a curated record. Gene Ontology annotation, biological process: folic acid metabolic process; L-serine catabolic process; tetrahydrofolate interconversion. NCBI's taxonomy places the organism in Eukaryota, Fungi, Basidiomycota, Exobasidiomycetes, Exobasidiales, Brachybasidiaceae. The transcript has a single exon.